AUUCCAAAUUUCUGCUUCCUGAAGUAAAAAAAGAAAUUUAUGAAGAUGAAUUUGCAGAGUCUGCCUCAUCUUUGAGAAGUGGCAAAAUCUCAACUCACUCCUGUUCGAAACCUUUUGUUGAAAUUAAUCAUACUGACGAAGGCAAGACUUCUGGAGAGAAGUUGAACACUAAAAAUAUUCAUACAGAAGAAAGACCAUUUUGCUGCAAAAUUUGCCCGAAAGCAUUUUGGCACCAAAGUAAUCUGUUGAUACACAAGAAAAUUCAUGCAGGUGAAAAACCAUUCCAUUGUGAAUUCUGUUCAAAAUCAUUUGGCCGGUUACCGCACUUGAAAGACCAUAAUUUGACUCAUACAGGAGAAAAGCCGUUCCACUGCAAUUUCUGUUCGAAAUCUUUCAAUCAGAUGGGCAAUUUUAAAAGACACGAAUUAGUUCAUACAGGUGAAAAACCUUUUAGAUGCAAGAUCUGCCCGAAAGGUUUCAGUUCGAAAG
This is a messenger RNA of Leptinotarsa decemlineata (Colorado potato beetle), 489 nucleotides long. RefSeq lists its product as uncharacterized. Lineage: Eukaryota; Metazoa; Arthropoda; Insecta; Coleoptera; Chrysomelidae. Gene Ontology annotation, cellular component: nucleus. Gene Ontology annotation, biological process: regulation of transcription by RNA polymerase II. The record is from RefSeq and is a predicted model, not a curated record. Gene Ontology annotation, molecular function: DNA-binding transcription factor activity, RNA polymerase II-specific; sequence-specific DNA binding.